Molecule: messenger RNA, 1734 nt
Organism: Nezara viridula (southern green stink bug)
Lineage: Eukaryota; Metazoa; Arthropoda; Insecta; Hemiptera; Pentatomidae
Source: the annotation of a GenBank genome assembly
AUGGCUGACCCGGUGGCUCACUGGUGUAGUGUACCUCAGUUGAGCCACCUCACGGUUGAGCUUAGGCGCCAUCUUGCCAUUCCUCUGAAGGCUGGCCAGAACAACAGUUGGGAAGAGUGCAGUAGAUAUCGUGCUAACUGGAGCGAAGUGGGUGUUGUGGAUCAUCCAGACCCGGCGUGGCCAGUGGAACCCUGCACCGAUGGCUGGGAGUUUGAGGAAGAUAAAAAUUUGUCUUCCAUCGUCAAGGAUUUUGAACUAGUCUGCGGCAAGGAUAUCUACCCAACUAUUGGAUUAGCCGGUUUGAAUCUUGGUGGACCACUUGGUGUUUAUAUCUUUGGCACUAUUAACGACAGGAUGGGAAGGAGGCUGUCUUUCUUCCUGUGCUUGUUCGUUCUGAUUGGAGGGAACGUGCUCACUGCUUUGGCCACGGACUUCUGGAGUUGGGCCGUAGCUCGUUUCAUUGCUGGUUUGACGAUUCCUGCGGUUUACCAAAUACCAUUCAUUAUUUCCCUGGAACUGGUGGGCCCAAACUACCGUUCCUUCGUCACCGUCCUCACCUGCCUGUCUUACACCUUGGGGUUGGUCUUGCUGUCGCUCGUCACCUACCUCAUUCGCGAUUGGCGGCUGCUGGCUUACAUCACUUCCCUUCCGUUCCUUCUCUAUUACCUGUACUGGUGGUUCCUACCUGAGUCUCCGAGAUGGCUACUGGCGAAGGGGAGGUUGGUCGAAGCUUUGGCCAUCCUAGAAACUCUUGCGAGAGUUAAUGGUCAUUCACUGCCAGAAACAUUCAAACAUAAACUUAAAUGUCGCAUGAUGCUCCAGAGGACACUAAGUGAGGAACAGAAGCUUAAGAAGGGACCUGGAGUGAGCUCUCUAUGUCGAACACCCAAUAUGAGGCUCAAGACCACGCUUAUAACACUCAACUGGUUUGCAAAUGAAAUGGUAUACGUAGGAUUAAGCUAUUAUGGCCCUGCACUUGGUGAUGAUCAGUACCUCAGCUUCCUGCUGUCUUGUUUGGUUGAAGUCCCAUCCUACCUGAUUUGUUGGUUACUCAUGGAUCGCUGUGGAAGAAGAUGGCCUCUUUCUCUCACUAUGUGUUUAUCUGGAGUGGCUUCUCUUGUCACUGUUCUACUGCCACAGGAUGCAGUUAUGCUUACACUCAUAUUAUACCUAGUUUCAAAGGCUAGUAUUUCUGCAUCAUUCCUCAUCAUUUAUCCGUUUGCUGGUGAGCUAUAUCCUACUGAAGUUCGAGGGCUUGGCAUUGGUUUAUCAGCUUACAUUGCAGGAUUAGGACUCAUCAUUAUACCAUUUGUAAACUAUUUGGGGCGUGAGCUAUUGGCUCUACCUUUGGCGAUUCUUGGUGUGAUAUCAAUCAUCGGUGGGCUCAGCAGUUUGAGAUUACCGGAGACCCUCAACUCCAGCCUGCCUCAAACUGUGGAAGAAGGAGAAGAAUUUGGUAAAGAAUGGAGUAUGCAAGACUGUUUUCAGUGUACGCCACAACCAAGAAUUAGCAAUUCUAGUUCAUAUGAAGAUUUGGAUAAUGUAGAAAUGGAUACAGUUCCUGAACUUCCUACUACGAAUGUUAAACCUCGCCUUGUAAGGCAGGCAUCCAUCCUUGAAACUCCUCUCGACUCUUCAGGCAGUAUGAAGAUUACUUAUUGGUUUUAACUUGAAAAUAAGAAAAAAGAAAAUUUCUUCCGCACAAGACUGCCUAUGAAUGGAUAUUUAACCUCU